This is a messenger RNA of Scomber japonicus (chub mackerel), 1092 nucleotides long. Its product is annotated as tripartite motif-containing protein 16-like. Lineage: Eukaryota; Metazoa; Chordata; Actinopteri; Scombriformes; Scombridae. The coding region runs from base 1 to 1092 and encodes 363 amino acids. The transcript is spliced from 2 exons. The record is from RefSeq and is a predicted model, not a curated record. Gene Ontology annotation, molecular function: protein binding.
AUGGAGCAGCAACUCGAGGUGAGUCGACUAAACAUCCAGCAGAGAAUCCAGGACAGAGAGAAAGAUGUGAAGCUGCUUCAACAGGAGGUGGAGGCCGUCAGUCACUCUGCUGAUAAAGCAGUGGAGGACAGUGAGAAGAUCUUCACUCAGCUGAUCCGUCUCCUCCAGAAAAGAAGCUCUGAUGUGAAGCAGCAGAUCAGAUCCCAGCUGGAAACUGAAGUGAGUCGAGUCAAAGUGCUUCAGGAGAUGCUGCAGCAGGACAUCACUGAGCUGAAGAGGAAAGACGCUGAACUGAAGCAGCUCUCACACACAGAGGAUCACAACCAGUUUCUACACAACUACCCCUCAGUGUCACAACUCAGUGAACCUGACUCACCCAGCAUCAAUAUCCGUCCUCUGAGAUACUUUGAGGAUGUGACAGCAGCUGUGUCAGAGCUCAGAGAUAAACUACAAGACACUCUGGGGAAUGAAUGGACAAACAUCUCACUGACAGUGACUGAGGUGGAUGUUUUACUGCCACAUCCAGAACCAGAUCCUAAGACCAGAGCUGGAUUCUUAGAGUAUUCAUGUGAAAUCACUCUGGAUCCAAACACAGCACACGCAUAUGUGUCACUAACUGAGGGGAACAGAAAAGCAACAUCCUCAGGUCAAAAUCAGAAGUAUCCUAGUCAUCCAGAAAGAUUCACCACAUGUCUUCAGGUCCUGAGUAGAGAGAGACUGACUGGACGUUGUUACUGGGAGGUUGAGUGUAAAGGGGGUGGAGUUCAUGUAGCAGUAGUAUACAAGAAUAUCAGCAGAGCAGGUACCAGGAAUAAAUGUGGAUUUGGAUAUAACAACAAAUCUUGGGCUUUACAUUGUCAGGGUUCUCUACAUUUACAUGACGGUAUUACAACUACUGUCCCUCUUCUUCGGUCCUCCAGAGUCGGCGUGUACCUGGAUCACAGAGCAGGUGUUCUGUCCUUCUACAACAUCUCUGAUCAUAAAACCAUGACUCUCCUCCACAGAGUGCUUACCACAUUCACUCAACCUCUCUAUGCUGGACUUUGGUUUUUAGAUUAUGGAGACACUUCUGAAUUCUGCAAACUCAACUAA